UCUGUCUUACUACACGCCUCAUUUCAGCUCCGCCAGUCAGCUCCGAGUUUCUACAAAGUGAAUGGACACGAAACACACAAGAUGCAGUAAGAAGGAACACGGUAACUCUUUCAAGUUUUGUGGAAAUAUGAUGUUGCUCAGUAGAAAUAAUGGAUGCAAUAGACUCCACUGAUCCAUACAGCCGACCAGCUCGCAGGACACAAUGGAUAGUCAGCACUCUGGCUUACCAUUACGGACUGGACCGAGGAGUGGAGAACGAAAUUAUAGUUUUGGCCACCGGAUUGGAUCAGUAUCUACAGGAGAUUUUCCAUCAUAUGGACUAUCAAGGUGGAGGCAAAAUCCCCGUCGAAGACUUUAACAUCCUAUGUGAAGUUUUGGGGCUGAACAAAGACUUGGAGGAUACUGAAUGCGCCGGUGUUUUAGACAAUUUACCCAGCGAGCUCACCUUCAGACACUUCCACGCCAAACUGUGUGGAUACUUCAGUACUAAGGCGGGGUGUCAGUAUGAGAACGGCCGGCUGCUGGUCGGGAAAGACAGCGAGCAUAUAGAGACUCAGAUCCGCUUGAGAAGCCCUUUGAAGCGGCGAGAGAAGCUGCUGUCUGUGGGUGUGAGCGGUGGCUCCUCUCCUUCGGAGGGACGGCACGCCUCCGGCUGUAGGAUCGGCUCAUGCACCAAGGAGUGCUAUGAGGAGAUAGUAGCACUGGAGGAAGCAGAGGAUCGAAUAACGAAACUCGAAGAUGAGAAUGCAAGUUUGAGGGAGCUGAUUGAGGACAUGCGAGCCGCACUUCAGAGCAGUGAUGCACGCUGUUUGGCCCUGCAGGUAGGACUAUGGAAAAGUCAUUCCAAACAUAAACCAGAGGAAGGCUGUUUUGUUGCUCAGCAGAAAAAAGCUGUUCAGAAAGGUAUGAGCAAUGGCAACUUGAAAAACAGCACCUACACCAACCUGAAGAGCCUGCAGAACAUUAUCCACGAGAUAGAACUGCUGCAGAGCUCCAGAGACCGACAGGUCGAGGAAGCCAUGCUGUGUAAUCAGAGACUGGAGCAGGAAUUGUGGAGCUCUAAGGAGACUGUAGCUGCUCUGGAAGACUGCAACCGAGCUCUGAAGAUGGAACAGGUGGGCAUGAGGAGGAAAGUGGAGGAGGCCAGACAGGCACUAUUCAGCGGACUGGGUAAAGUGAAGGAACUGGAGGCUAAGGCCAGUCAUGUGCCAGCGCUGCAGAGACACAUCCUCCAGCUGGAAUCAGAGCUCCUCUACUACAGGUCAGAGGUGUCAAAACUACAACUCCCAUGCAAUACCAGGACAGAACAACAACCGAGUGCUGGUAGCAGGCCGGGCCAGAGAUGCUGCUUGGAUGGUCAACACGACCGCUGUUCCCCAACAGGGCGUGCUGUGACUACCCCAGACAAAAUGGAGGAGCAGCUGUUUCGUUCAGUGGAGGGCCAGGCAGCUUCUGACGAGGAAGAGGACAAGUGGACUGGAGAUCAACAGAGGCAGGUGGAUGAGGUGAAGAGGAUCUUGACCAGGUUGUCCUGCUGUGGGGAAAGGUGCGAUGACAAGGCAUUCAAGAAACUGGUGUCCAGGUUUGGGAGUUCAAGGAGCGAGGAGAGCUGCAGUGCUGUGGUGCAGCUCCUGGAGAGAGUGACCAGGUUACAUAAGCAGCUGGAGCUGAGGGAGAGCCUGGCAGAGAUAGACAUGGACCAGAUGAAGGAUUCUUUGGUCCAGGAACUACAGCAGAAGGCAGAGGAGACUGAGCUACUUCAGAUGGAGCUGCAAAUGUUGGAGACAGAGAGGGUUCGUCUGUCACUGGUGGAGGAGAAGCUUGUGGACAUUCUGCAGCUCCUCCAGCAGCUCAGAGACCUGAAUGUCUCGCGGAGGUCUCUUGGGAAAAUCUUGCUCAGCACUUUGGAGUCUUGCAGUGACCCACAACACGGGAAAGCCCACAUUCUGGAGGUGCUCAACGCUCUCUAUCAUGAACUGGCUGCCUGUGAGAUUCUGACCACUGGUGGACCUCUGGAGCGGACACAGAGUCAACAGUCUCUGAAUGCCCUCAUCAUCUCCUGUUAAAUAAGACUGCCCCCUGCUGGGCCAAUGGUGUUACAACAGCCUUUCAAGAGUACACUUGAAGCUGUAUCAGUGGUCAAAAAACAGGCUGAUUGAUGUGUAUAGUGUAUUAUAUUGUAGCUUUAUACUCUUCAGACCCUAUCAUCUAUAAAGGAAUGUUAUUCUAGAUUGUUAAGUAUUGUAGUGAAGGGCUUUGAUACAUAAAUUAAAUUCUUGCUUAAACAUGUUUUUAAGAGCUUUUAUUGCACAUAACUCUUUCAUGGUCCAUAUUGAUUUUUUUUUUCCACAACAGAGGUCUUAAUGUGAAAAUGUAGAGAUAAGUAUAAGGGCAUGAAGUAGUCUGUGAAAUGUAUCAACCUCUGCUUGGACUUACAACAUGCCUGAUAAAACUUAAAGGAUUUUUGACCAAAUUUUGAGAAAACAGUGUACUUUUGACCCUUGGGAUGCCUCAGUGCACCAUUAAUGUAUGCAUUAUCGAAGCCCGCAGAAGUUUGUCCUGCAUAGGGCAGCCUCCAGCCUACACAAGUGCAACAACUCUCUUACACUAUUAAAUGCAGUGUCUAAGUUAACCUGUGGUUACUGCUUCAUAACUGUUUGUCAAUAUAAUACAACAGAUAUAUUUUUUAUUAAAUGCUCUUUUUGAAACACAAACCUUGUUAAUAUGAGUUGGAUCAGCUGAAUUGUCAUUGUUGUCUUGAAUGGGAGCCUUCGAUACAAAACCACUCAUGCCAUUAAAGUCUUUGAAUUAUGUA
Molecule: messenger RNA, 2815 nt
Organism: Lates calcarifer (barramundi perch)
Lineage: Eukaryota; Metazoa; Chordata; Actinopteri; Centropomidae
Gene: efcc1
Product: EF-hand and coiled-coil domain containing 1
Molecular function (GO): calcium ion binding
Source: RefSeq, a predicted model, not a curated record